Messenger RNA from Daldinia decipiens, 2955 nucleotides. RefSeq names its product glycoside hydrolase family 3 protein. Gene Ontology annotation, biological process: glucan catabolic process. Lineage: Eukaryota; Fungi; Ascomycota; Sordariomycetes; Xylariales; Hypoxylaceae. The coding region runs from base 514 to 2823 and encodes 769 amino acids. The record is from RefSeq and is a predicted model, not a curated record. The transcript has 7 exons. Gene Ontology annotation, molecular function: beta-glucosidase activity.
CGCAUGUUAGCUAAUGAUUGAGUUCUUGGGAUGUAAUAUUAUGAAUAAAUGUAUUUAGUAUACUGUUAACAGGUAAAUAUAACGAGUAUUACAUAUCUAAUCAAUCUGCUUAAUACUCGUAUCUGCAAGUUUAGUCCUUCUGGGUUUGGAUUCUCUUUCAUUGUGGUGUGGUACGAAAGUGGUGCAACUCCAUGUGGUAGAUCUGCGCAUUGUUUGCAUAUAUUUGUCGAAGAUAUUACACUACAUAAUCUGGGGGAUGAGCAAGGAACCCAGAGCAGUGGACAUUUCUGGAAUCUUAUGCCGCACUGGCCGAAUUGCCAAGUUAGUAGAGCGGAGCGUCAUCGGAUCCAUGCACAUCAUAAAAGCAAGCAUCCCGGGUUAUUGCAAUACUUAAAACAGGGGCUUCCGCCUCACUUUGGAGAAAAGUUUACUUCAAUCUCCUAUGUAGGUUGAAAGCGUUGUCUAAAGUUAGGAUUCGGUCUAUCUAAGACCGGCUCUCAUAUUGUGGCCGCUAUGUUGUCUUCGCUGUUAACGGCCCUCUUCGUAUCGCCGCUUGUCGCAUCUGCCCCCUCCAGUCCUACAGGCAAUUAUGCGCAAUCACCACCGGUUUUCCCCUCACCACCUGGGAAGGGGGCGGGCAGAUGGGCCGACGCGUACGAUAGCGCCAGCAGUCUUGUAAGCCAGAUGACGUUAGAGGAGAAGGUCAACGUCACACGCGGCUUCGCUCUUGGCGAUAAUACCUGCGCCGGUAACACGGGGACAGUCCCGCGACUCGAGUGGCCGGGUAUGUGCCUGCACGACGCAGGUAAUGGGGUUAGAGCUGCAGACCUCGUUAACUCAUAUCCGUCGGCAAUCCAUGUUGGCGCCAGUUGGGACAAGAAUCUGACGUACCAAAGAGCUUUUUAUAUUGGCCAUGAGUUCAAGGCCAAAGGUGUCAAUGUUGUGCUUGGUCCCAAUGCAGGGCCCCUGGGAAGGACUCCUUUAGGUGGCCGUAAUUGGGAGGGUUUCUCUGUUGACCCUUACUUGUCUGGGCAGUUAAACGCGGAGACAAUCAUUGGCCACCAAGACGCUGGCGUCAUUGCAAAUAUCAAGCAUUUUAUCGCCAAUGAACAGGAGACGUACAGACGACCAUACUUUGGGGUUGAAGCUAUUUCAGCAAAUAUUGAUGAUAAGACGCUUCACGAACUCUACCUCUGGCCGUUUAUGGACGGAGUGAGAGCUGGUGUGGCUUCGGUUAUGUGUUCCUAUAAUAGAAUCAACAACACCUACGGCUGUGAGAACAGCAAACUCUUGAAUGGUGUUCUUAAAACCGAACUUGCCUUUGACGGAUUCGUACUCCUUGACUGGAACGCUCAACACAAUCUCGAGAGCGCGAACGCAGGACUGGACAUGAUUAUGCCUGGAGGUGGGUUUUGGGGCAACAACCUAACCGAAGCGGUUCGAGACGGAUCCGUCAGUGAAGAUAGAGUCACCGAUAUGGCUACUAGGAUUCUUGCAGCAUGGUACCUUGUGGGCCAAAACGGCAGCAACUUUCCGGCCCCUGGAAUCGGGAUGAAGAAUCUCACUUUACCUCACGAGCAAGUCGAUGCCCGUACUCCUGAAUCAAAGCCGAUUAUAUUAGAAGGUGCGAUAACAGGGCAUGUUCUAGUGAAGAAUAAUGAUGCCCUGCCUUUUAAGAAGAACCCGACUAUGUUGUCCGUUUAUGGCUAUGAUGCUACGAUCCCUGACACUAAGAACACGGAUACUCUUUUCCAACUAGGUUACACUUCUUCAUCGGAAAUGGGCCAGGCAGUAUUGGGCACAAAUAAUCAUUUUAACCAGGCUGCUAGAGGGGGUACUAUUGUGACUGGUGGAAGAGCCGGUGCUAAUGCGCCAGCUUAUAUCGACGACCCGUUGAGCGCCAUUCAGCAGAGGGCAAGAGUUGAUGGGACAUGGGUCAACUGGGAUUUAACUUCACCUAAUCCGGAUGUUAAUGCGGCAUCGGAUGCUUGCUUGGUCUUCAUUAAUGCUAUUGCCACUGAAGGUUGGGAUCGAGAUGGGCUUCACGAUGACUUUAGCGACGGACUUGUUCUAAACGUGGCCUCUAAAUGUUUAAACACCAUCGUCGUCAUACAUGCCGCAGGCAUUCGUCUCGUAGAUCAGUGGAUCGAUCAUCCUAACAUCACUGCAACAAUUAUUGCUCACCUUCCCGGCCAAGACAGCGGAGAAGCCUUAGUCCAGCUCCUUUAUGGAGAGGCCGGAUUUUCGGGGAAACUACCAUACACGUUGGCGAAGAACGAAAGUGAUUAUGCAGUAUACGCCCCAUGUGGUCGCGGCCCGUCAAAUACGACUGAUCCGCAAUGUGACUUUACUGAAAAGGUCUACGUUGAUUAUCGCCACUUUGACGAGAAUAAUAUAACACCACGAUACGAAUUUGGGUACGGUCUAUCAUACACGACAUUUAACUAUUCUUCGCUCUCAGUCGAGCCCCUGGAUAUCACGCCGGAGACGCAAGGAUCCUCUACUCCGAGUAGCGACGAAGCUUUGUGGGAUAUUGUGGCUAUGGUUAACGUGACAAUUACCAAUUCCGGCAAGGUAUCCGGUGCAGAAGUAGCGCAGCUCUACCUCGGCAUCCCGAAUAGCCCGCCGAAGCAGUUGCGCGGCUUCGAAAAAGUUCCUCUCGUUCCAGGGGAGUCCGCCGAGAUCACUUUCGAACUGACAAGACGUGAUUUAAGUGUGUGGGAUGUUGUCACUCAGGGCUGGAUCGUACAGGCUGGCCAAUAUGACUUAUACGUCGGUGCUAGUAGUCGGGAUAUCAGAUUGAGAGGUAGCAUCGCGGUCUAGUGGGCAGCAAUGCGCUUUGAUACAGAUAUACUGACGAAACAGAUCACGAUAAUUUCCUAAUAGCUAGGUACUUAGUGUAAUAGUACCUAAGGCACAUGAAGAAUAACUAAUAUUCUUAUUUUUACUUUCCCU